AUUUUCGACAAGCUUCGUUGGUUGCUGUUGAUAAUGUUUCUAUCACUGAAGGUUUAAUAAAGUACUGCAGCUUGGUAGAAUCAAAAAUCCGAAUAGCCACACCUACUACCACUGAGGAUCCCGGGUUUCAGUUGUAAGUACUUCCAAAGCUGCUAACCCCUCAGAGCUCCACCUUCGAAAAUGUCGGGUGAGUGUGCUCUGCUCGGCGAGCAGUGGCUGAAGUUCGGACCGCAGGUGACGCGGUACGUCAAGCGUUUGAAGGGCGAACGAGAAAAGUUUCUGGUCGCCCAGGAGGACUUCAGUCGGGAAAAGGAGGACUGGGCGCAGCGCCUGUCGCUGCAGCAGAACGCAUUUGAAGAGGCAAUUUUGAAAUGUUGGGAGCUGGCGACGAGGAUAGAAGAUUUGGAAGCGGAUGCGAACGAAUUUCAAAGAGAGAAGCUGCGGCUCGUGAAACGAUUAGACCAGGAAAAGGCGGAAUUCUGUAUUGCUGUCUUGCGUUUGAUUGUGAACCCAAUGUUAAUUUUUUCUCAUCAUACACUGUUGAAGCGUUGAAUGCGUUAGCGUUUGACCAGUUUGUAGAAAUUGAGAAAAUCAUUUUUCUUUUACAACCUGCUCCAGGCGAACACGAGCAGAAGAGACGAGACGAGCGAACGCUGGCGCUUCGAGAAGAAAACACGAAGCUGCGCGACGCCCUCGAGGAUCGGGAAGCGACAAUAGCAAAGCAGCAGAAGGAGAUAGAAAAUCUCCAGACACAGGUAGUACUACACUCCCGCUUUGAUAUACGUUUUUUGAGUGUAGAUUACAUUGUUCUACUGUUAGGAAGCAGCUUCCCCUCUUUGCGUGCGAUAUGCACCAGACCCGCAACACGAAAACAAAUCACCUCGCCAGGUCUCGCACUCCCAGCGCGCGAAGGAACGCCUUGAAGACAGCGGUAAAAAGCUGGUCAGCGACUUGGAGUUGCAAGUCCAGCGCCGCACUGAGUCCUACCGACAAGCGACGCUGAAGCUGAUAGCGGCUCUGGCGGAGUGUAGCUUGCACGUGAUGAAGGAAGAUGAGCUGGAGGAAAUCGUCGGGAAGUGUCCUCUGGACGAAAAAACCGACGAAGACUUCAAUCAGGUGCUUGACGUCUGCUGCGACGAAUACGCCAGAUUCCGGUACUCCGCCCCGGAAAGGCUUCGGCAGCUGGUGGCGAGCAAGCAGGACGGCACGGUGGCGGAAUUGUUGCAGGAACUAGUUUGGAAGCCAAGAAAAAUGAAGCUAGACCUGAAAUCGCUGCUCGGGUCCGCACCCGGCGCAAUAAAACUGCUGCAAUCGCCAGAGGAUAUGGCAGCUUUGAGGGAUUUGCUGUUGGCUGGGAGGUGAAUGAUUGGUAGGGGCGUGCUGGUUUCAAUUUUUUUGCCCUGAAAGAGAUUUUUCGAUUUGUAGUCUAUGACUAUUGAAUCUCCAAGAGAACAUAGUCUGAAAAAGGCUAAGGUUGACAGGAUAGCAAAUCUGGAGUUUUUGAAAUUCUUCCCGACGUCGACGAAAUCCUCGGAUGUCCUAUUCCACCAAGAAAAGGAAAAGAAAAAGAAGAAGAAGAUGCUCUGUAUUCAGCUCGAU
This is a messenger RNA of Amoebophrya sp. A120, 1599 nucleotides long. The record is from the annotation of a GenBank genome assembly. NCBI's taxonomy places the organism in Eukaryota, Dinophyceae, Syndiniales, Amoebophryaceae.